Messenger RNA from Lithohypha guttulata, 981 nucleotides. RefSeq lists its product as uncharacterized. Gene Ontology annotation, molecular function: oxidoreductase activity. The record is from RefSeq and is a predicted model, not a curated record. NCBI's taxonomy places the organism in Eukaryota, Fungi, Ascomycota, Eurotiomycetes, Chaetothyriales, Trichomeriaceae. The transcript is spliced from 3 exons. The coding region runs from base 1 to 981 and encodes 326 amino acids.
AUGUUAAUCCCGUCCACCACCUCGAUGGCUUCCAAGCCCCGCGUCAUCCUCGGUACCAUGACUUUUGGUCCUCCUGGCACUGAAUCAAAGGGCGCUCGAAUUACCAGCCUCGACGAGUACAACGACUGCCUGUCCACACUAUCUUCCAACGGCUACCUGGAACUCGACACUGCGAGAGUCUACAUCGACGGCCAGCAAGAAGCGUUCACUCGAUCCGCAGAGUAUGCCAAGAAAGGCUUCAGUAUAGCGACUAAAUGCUACCCCCACACUCCUGGCUUGCAUUCAUCCGAACGUCUCAAGGCUACACUAAAUAAGUCUCUUGAGCAGCUGGACACUAAAUGCGUUGAUAUCUUCUACCUGCAUGCACCUGAUCGAUCUGUGCCGUUUGAGGAAACACUACAGGCGUGCGAUGAGUUGUUCAAGGAAGCCUGGGAGGUCGCAGAGAUCUGCCAAAUGUGCAAGGAGAGGAAAUGGGUACAGCCUAGAAUCUACCAAGCGAUGUACAAUUGUAUCACAAGAGCUAUGGAGACCGAGCUCGUCCCAUGCUGCAGAAAAUUUGGCCUAGACAUCGUGAUCUACAACCCACUCGCAGGCGGCCUGUUCAGCGGUAAAUACUCAAGCCUCAACACACCAUCUGAAGGUCGUUUCAGCGCCACAAACUCGAAUCAGGGCAAGUUGUACCGCGACCGAUACUUCCGACCAGCUUUCAUUAAAGCUCUUGAAAUGGUGGAGCCUGUCGCGAAGAAGCACAACACAACAUUGAUUGAAGUCGCUCUAAGGUGGGUCGUGCACCAUAGUAAACUCAACAUGGACAGAUCUUCUGGAAGCAACGACGGCAUCAUUAUUGGCGUGAGUAGUAAGAAGCAGCUGGAAAGCAAUAUUGAGGCCUUGGAGAAAGGUCCUUUGCCCGAUGAAUUAGUCAAGGUGCUAGACGAUGCUUGGGAGGUUGUGGGAGGCAGCUGUCCGUCGUACUGGAGAUAA